Messenger RNA from Talpa occidentalis (Iberian mole), 5279 nucleotides. It is a transcript of the gene HLCS, whose product is annotated as holocarboxylase synthetase. NCBI's taxonomy places the organism in Eukaryota, Metazoa, Chordata, Mammalia, Eulipotyphla, Talpidae. The transcript is spliced from 10 exons. The coding region runs from base 19 to 2352 and encodes 777 amino acids. The record is from RefSeq and is a predicted model, not a curated record. Gene Ontology annotation, cellular component: cytoplasm. Gene Ontology annotation, molecular function: biotin--[biotin carboxyl-carrier protein] ligase activity. Gene Ontology annotation, biological process: protein modification process.
UUUGCCCUCCUGGAGGUGAUGGGGUCCCUACUGAGAAUUCGCCCUCUAAGGAAGCCAUGUUUUAGAAUGAUUGUCAAGUGGUCAGACUGCUGCUUGCCCUUAGCUUGCAGACCUGGGGAGCCUUAUCAGUUAAUUGCCCAAGCCAGCGUGGACGACUUCAGCAAGCUGGGGGUGGCGUUCCUGGAAGAGAGACUCCAGAUAGCCCAUGGACUGGCACCCCAAAAGAUCAUCUCGGUGCACUUGCACGAUUCCACGCUCAAGGAACUGAAGGGUCAGGCCUCACACACGCAAGCCCCCACCCUGCCGCUGAGCCCCACAGCUUUCGGGAAGAGUCAGCCUCAGCCAGACGGUAUGGAGCACAUGGUCAAAGAUGAGCCCCAGGUCAGGCCGGGGCCCAGGGACGCCCCUGGGAGCGAGCCUGCUGGGGAGAGCAAUCGGGGAGCAGGCUCUACUGAGCACUGUCACUUACAUCUGUCCAGUUGCCACGAGUGUCUGGAGCUUGAGAACAGUACCAUUGAGUCCGUCAAGUUUGCAUCUGCAGAGAACAUUCCAGAUCUUCCCUAUGAUUACAGCAAUGGCCAUUUGGAGGAUAUUGGUGAUACCAUCUGCCCAGAGAGAGAAGGGAAGAGAGUCAACAUCACAGGAAAGGCCCCCAACAUCCUGGUCUAUGUGGGCUCUGACUCCCAGGAGACGCCAGGCAGGUUCCAGCAGGUGCAGUCCCUCCUGGCUGACUGCGUGGAGCCAGACUGCUACACGCUCUACCACCUCUCUGAGGACAGCGCUCUCCAAGACCCGUGGCCGGACAACUGUCUGCUUUUGGUCAUUGCUACCCGCGAGGCUGUUCCUGAAGACCUGAGCCAGAGGUUCCUGGCCUACCUUGCUCAGGGCGGCAAGGUGUUGGGCCUGUCUUCACCCUUCACCUUUGGGGGCUUGAAGGUGACAAGCAGGGGCGCCUCGCAGGAGACCGUCCAGAACGUGGUUUUCUCCAAAGCCGACCUGAGCCAGGUGAAGCUCAGCGUCCUGGGCAGUGGCUGCGUUUACGAAGAGGGCCCUGGGGAGAGGCCCAGCCUGGGCAAGCUCCAGGGCCGCCUGGAUGGUGAGGAAGAGGACAGGCUAAUUGUGCAAGUGCCUUUCGGGACAUGUGGAGGAGAAGCUGUUCUCUGUCAGGUGCACUUGGAGCUCCCGCCUGGCACUUCCCUCGUGCGCACACAGGAAGACUUUGACCUGCUCAAAGCCAGCAAUGCCAGGCGCUACGAAGUCCUCGAGGAGAUCCUGACGGCCCUCGGCGUGAGCUGUGACGUCGGACACCUUCCUGCCUUAACACCGCUGCACCUGCUGUGUGCCGCACAGGAAAUCCAGGAUCCUCUUAAGCAAUGGCUCAGGGAUCAUGUGGAUCCUGAAGGGGUCAUAAAAUCCAGCAAGCUCUCCCUUAAGUUCGUUUCAUCGUUUACAUCCGAAAUGGAGAUCACCCCGUCCGCCAUCCCUGUGGUCACUGACCCUGAAGACUUCUCAUCGGAAAACUUCAACUUGGAGCUCUACCGGCAACAUUUGCAGACAAGGCAACUGGGAAAAGUGAUUCUGUUCGCUGAAGUGACCACCACCACGAUGAAUCUCCUGGAAGGGUUGAUGUUCAAGAUGCCGCAGGACAUGGGCCUCAUCGCCAUCGCUGGCCGCCAGACGCAGGGCAGAGGGCGGGGACGGAACGCUUGGCUGAGCCCCCUGGGGUCUGCUGUCACCACACUGCUGGUCUCCAUCCCCCUGAGGUCCCCGCUGGGGCAGAGGAUCCCGUUCGUGCAGCACCUGAUGUCCCUGGCCGUGGUGGAGGCAGUGCGGUCCCUCCCUGGGUACCAGGAUAUCAACUUACGAGUGAAGUGGCCCAACGAUAUUUAUUACGGGGACCUCAUGAAGCUUGGCGGAGUUCUGGUCAACUCAACCCUCAUGGGAGAGACGUUCUAUAUACUUAUUGGCUGUGGAUUCAACGUGACCAACAGCAACCCCACCAUCUGCAUCAAUGACCUGGUCUCUGAGCACAACAAACAGCAGGGGGCCGACCUGCCGCCCCUGCGGGUGGACUGCCUCCUCGCCAGGGCCGUGACCCAGCUGGAGACGCUGAUCGAUUCGUUCCAGGACAAAGGGCCCGACGGCAUCCUUCCCCUUUAUUAUAAAUACUGGGUGCACAGUGCUCAGCGUGUCCGGCUGGGCAGCGCUGAGGGGCCGGAGGUGUCGGUGGUGGGCCUGGACGACUCGGGGUACCUGCAGGUGCACCAGGAGGGCGGCCAGGUAGAGACGGUGCACCCCGACGGGAACUCCUUCGACAUGCUGAGGAACCUCAUCCUCCCCAAGCAGCGCUAGUCCCAGCCCCCAGGCACCUUCACAGUGUGAGGGGAGGGUUGGGACCCAACCCCUGUUCCAGCCCACGGUUCUGCAAAAGCAAAAUGGCACGUGGAGGUGAACUUUUACUCCCUCUGACAGGAAUCUGAUCAUUUUUCCGCUGGCUUCUGUGGGGGUCAUCUUGGUGGUGGAAGGUUUUCUCGGGCAGAAGGCGCCGAGGCCACGCAUGGGGCAGGCUUAGGCUUGGCACAGCCCGAGCUAGGUGGGGAGUAUUGCUCCCUUCUUGGACUGGGAGGUGUGUUUACGGUUCUCCUCCUGCCCCCCAAAUGUUUGUAUGUGGAAACAGCAGUGGAAUCAUUCAAAUUAUUUUUCCAGCAGUAGCAACCUUUAUCCCUAGACUAAGACAAAUAAAGCCAAAAAGCUCCAGGACCCAGGCCAGUUUGCCAUUUUGUGCCCUCGCUUAGAAGCAGCCAGGGAAGUGUUUUCCAGUGGGACAUAUACUGGCACUUUGUAGUUGUUUUAAUUUUUGUUAGUGAAGCAAAGAGAAAGUGACCUACUCUAAGGGCGCUUGGUGGUUCAACCCCACUAUCUCCGCGGUUGCAGAGGCACAUCCCACUGGUACGGUGACCGUGACCUUGGCGAGGAAACCAGUUAAUUUGACAUUAUUUUAUGAGCGCGCUUUUCAUAAGUUAACCUCAUAUUCUAAAGUGAUGGGUGAAGCUGAAGGUCCGUAGUGCUGAUGAAGCAUUGCUUGGAUGUGGGGAGGAGCCUGCGCUGUGCCCGCUGGGGCUGAUGUCUCCCUCUCCCACACCGCUGCGGAGACCCGGGGCCUUCAGGCCAGUUCCAGGCUCGCUUUGAAAUAUGGGGCGCAAGACUGCGGUACAGAGUAGAGAAGAACCUGGCAUUUCCUUGUAAAUCAUAACUUUUGGCCUCAUUUUUUCCUAUAUUGCCAAGAUAAAAAUGUUACUGAUACUAAUGCCAUCGUUGGCCAGGGGUGUGUGUGCGCACGCCGGGCGUGUGAAGCUUGAGAAGAUGUUCAAAAUCUGAUGCCCUAAAAGUCUCCCUGGAAGAACAAAAGGAAGGAAGCCUUUGAUCUGCACAUGCUAUUUCCAGAUGUCCUCAUGCCUCUCCAUGCACUCCUAUCUCUGUGGAAGUUGGGAAUCACAUUACUCCUCAGCCUUAAAAGACCCGUUUUUGUCCACUUUUCUGUCUUCUUGUCAGUCCCAACUGAAAUCAAUGGAGAAAAAAAAAAAAUACUCCCUGGAGCUCUCAGCUUUGAACAGAACCCCCUCAGUGCACCCCAGCCCCAUCUUUAUCCAGCCCUCACCCAGCCCAGCUAGUUCCAGAAACUUGUGGUUUUCAGUAUAAAUUCCGUCUACCUUUAGCCAAGCACAGAGCGCCCCAUAGGAAGCAAAAAAAUAACAUGUUUAGUUAAGUACACCAAACCAAUAUGUGUUUUUUGGAAAUGAAACUUUAAAAGAACUUCAAAAGUAAUUUUUGCAAAUAAGGCUUCAAUUAGAAUUAGUUUUCUUAAAAAAAAAAAAAAAAAGUCUCUGUCUCCCAAAUGCUCAAGCCUUCUUUGGGAAUUAGUGGCAAGUUUAAAUAAAUGUCCACACCACCCCCAAAUUACGAAAUGGACUCCCUCUCAGCAGGGCGUCUGCAAAAUAUCACCAGGAAGAACCAUCUCCCUGUGAAUGUCGCAAGUUUAAUUUCUCAAACUUUGUAAUAUAAGGCAAGUCAUCGCUCAGAGCUGCCAUCACUGCCUUCUGUGCCUCUUUUGGGGGGUUUUUUAAAAUGAAAAACAUGCUAUGUUUUGUUUUAAGCUGAAGUCCUAUUCUAGACAGUUCUCCUUUGGGGGAAAAUGUUAUCAUUUAAUUUCCUUUCGGUAAAUUAAAACUAAUGAGGUGUGGCUGUGUCACAGCGGAUGGAGAUGUUUCGGUGUACCGCUUUGCUCUGUGCUUCUAAGACUUACCCGUCUCGACACCCGGUUGUCCUGUGCAAGACUAAACAGACCUGAGGCCAAUGCUGCAUUUUUCAUCAACCUGAUUUUUGCUUCAGAUGAACCAAAGACUUUUAAAUGCUGCUUCAUAUAGAGCAGCUGGAGAAAGGCAUUUUACCUGUAGCUGUUAGCAUUAAGGAAACUUUUCUAUUUGCUACACUGUAGUCAUCGAUCUGGGGCAUUUAUGUGCCUGGAAAUCUGUGAUCAAGGAGCUUUACAGUCUUAACAGAAGCUUUGCAUUUUCUUCUCCAUCUGGAAACUCAGCAAUUAAACUCAGGAUUGGCGUGUGCCGUUAGGACACUGAACUGUCUCCAGCUUAGAGGCUGUGCACUGAGAAUCUGUUGGGUUCUGUAGAAGACAAGACAUCCUUCUGGGCAGACUAUGGGAACUCAAGGGGAAGUGAACCCUAAAAUAGGACAGCAAUGUCUGGGCUUCGUGGGGUCCCGGCUGAGCUGUGCUCCCCAGCGCGGGGCACCUUGGCAGCUUUCAAAGGGAGUGGUCAGAGCAGAAAGAAUUUGGGUCCAGCAUAAAAUAGUGUGUUUGCUGUUCAGCUGCUGAUUUUGCCUGAUGUGGGAGCAAGUAGCUCCAACAGGGGUUGGGCACACAGGCCCAGGUGGGGGUUGCAGGCAGCCCCCAGCCCCCAACUCCCACGUACACACAUGCGCGCACACACACAUGCACUCACAUGGGUCACCUCCACCCUUGAGUCAAACCAGGAGACAAGACAGCCCCAUCCAACAGUUUCAGAAUGAAAAGGGAGAUAUUUCAGGCUUACAUCCUGUCGAUCUGUUCGCUCAACAGACAGAAAAUGGAGAAACCUUUUUCCUGGAUAAUUACUAUGCAUAUUUGAAAUAAAAAUGUAAACCUUUGCAUUUUUAGCUUUUCAAAGAACUGUCUUUGAAAAGUAUUUUAAACCAAUGCCUAUAAAAGCAAGUUUACCAAAAUAAAC